This is a messenger RNA of Ilex paraguariensis (yerba mate), 1171 nucleotides long. The record is from the annotation of a GenBank genome assembly. Lineage: Eukaryota; Viridiplantae; Streptophyta; Magnoliopsida; Aquifoliales; Aquifoliaceae.
AAAAUAGAUCUCGCGCAUUCUCUCUCUCUCUCUCUCUCUCCCCCCUCUUAAUCGCCGUCACUCACACUCUCACUCUCUCUGCAGUUCGCCGGAGCAGAGCACGUUCACGACGACGACUGCGAGGAGAGAUAUGGGCCCACCGAAGGCAGUCCGUGCAAUAUCACAACAAGCCUUUGACGAAAUGGUGAAAGAAAACAUAGACGAUCUCGGAAUGGACCCCACCGAAGCCCUCCAAGACGUCAUCGAUACCCUAACCCUUCAAGGCGUCGAUCUCUCCGGUACAGUCACAUGCGUUCCCGGAGAGGGCUCAGUGGGUGACAAUCCAGUGAUCCAGUCGCUGGAUAGAUUGAGACAGUUGAAUUGUGAUUGGUCAGAUCGAAUCGGAGAUGAGAAAGAAUUGGAAGAAGUUAUAGGACUGUUAGAUAAAUUGGAUAAUGUUUGUAGUGGUGAGGGAUCGGGGAAUGCGGCGAUAGCCACGAAAAAUGGAGGGGUGGAAUUGGUAUGUUCGAUUUGUUCGAAGCUUGGUGGUGGGUGUCAUCGGGGUCUUAUUUCGGCUCUGAACACAUUGGCUUCAUUUCUUCAUGAUCUUCAAAGUACUGAAAGAUUUCGUGAGAGUGGUGGAGCAAAGAUGGUGGUGGGUAUCCUAAUGGAUGGAAGUCAAAACAUAAACAUUUUGAAUAGUUGCUUUUCCGUAAUUGCUGCAGCUGCAACUGGUAAUGAGGUUCUCAAAGAGUCAUUCAUGGAAUUGAAAAUUGAUGAGCUUAUAAUCCAGAUUUUGAGGAAACACUGCAAGCAGAGCAUCCCUGGUUUAUAUGAUGCUAUACGAGUCCUGUUAACUUCUGAUGAUAAUCGUGUUGUGGCAUCUCAAGUUUAUGGAUAUGCUCGAAAGUUUGCAAAAGUUGGAAUUGCAGAAGCUCUGGUGGACUCACUUCGUGAAGGACUCAGUUCGCCUAGUCUAGUGUCAGCAAGCAUUGCUUUGAAGGCUGUUUCUGUGAAUGAUGAAAUAUGUAGAUCUGUUGCGGACAGUGGUGGUAUAGAUGCAAUUCUCUGUUGUAUUGAUGACAGUGGAGAACAGAACAACAAAAAUGUAGCCAGACCUUGCUGUUCUUUGUUGUCUAAGGUGGAAGACUGGUAAAAGAUAGGAGCGCUGAUAUCUUUCAACAAUGUAGAU